Tarenaya hassleriana is the source of this 2813-nucleotide messenger RNA. RefSeq lists its product as uncharacterized. Bases 43 to 2775 code for a protein of 910 amino acids. The transcript is spliced from 7 exons. Gene Ontology annotation, molecular function: zinc ion binding. NCBI's taxonomy places the organism in Eukaryota, Viridiplantae, Streptophyta, Magnoliopsida, Brassicales, Cleomaceae. The record is from RefSeq and is a predicted model, not a curated record.
UUUCAUUGAGAUUCUGGAACUUCGUUGUGGUUUCUCUACAAGAUGACAAGGAAUAGUGAUAUAUCAAUUAACUUCCACAUGGGUGGAACGAUGGAUUGUCUGGAUGAAAAAUUAUGUUAUGUAGGUGGGUUAGUAGAGAAGGGAGUUAGAUUUGACUCAGAUUAUUUAUCAUGGUUUGUGUUUGAAGAUUAUGUAAGGUCUAGGAAUAUAUUAGCCCCAAUUCAUGAGAUGUGGUAUAAGUUACCACAUCAAAAUUUUGAGGAAUUGCAGAAAAUUGAAGAAGAUAUCGACUGGAGAAUUUAUGAAAUGUGUCAAAUUGCAAAAGGAGGAGGAGAAUUGGAUAUUUUCAUUGAUCACGAGUUAUCGGAAGAUGCUUCGUAUUCAAGGGUAUUCAUUGGGGGACCUUUGAUAGAUGAAGGAAGUGACUGGAAUGAGAAUGAGGGUUUGCAUAAGAAUGUUGUAGACGAUGAGGGGUUACAUGAGAAUAUUGUGGGUUUACAUGAGGUUGAUAUAGAUGGUGUAAAUGAUGAUCGUUUUGAGAGAUUGGUUAUAGAAGGGGCUACAGUAAAUGAUGAGGAGAGAAGAAAUGCAACGGAAUAUGUCAGUGAUGAUGAUGAUUUAGACAACGACGAUGUGUAUCCAGAUACGCCAUUAGGAUCUGAUAAUGAACGAGAUGAAACGUGUAAUCCUCAGCUAGAGAAGACUCAAUCUGGAACAAGAAGACAACCAUCUCUGGGGGAUCAUUUUUAUUUAGGUAAAACAUUCAGAUCUGGUGAAGAGUUCAGACAGACGUUAAUGCAGUAUGUUUUGGAUGAACAGUUUAACGUCCAAUUGUCUAGAUGGGAACAUGACAAAUAUGCUGUUGUUUGUAAGAACAAAGAUUGUUCAUGGCGAUUGUAUUGUUCAGUGGAGAAGCCAAUCAACAAAUGGAUGGUUAAAGUCUUGCAACCUGAUCACAACCAUAAACCGAAUGGACAUGCAUCAAUGUUGACUAUGAGGGAGAUAGCAAAGUUGUUCAUUGAUGAUCUCCGUAGAGAACCAGCUUACACGGCUGUGAAAAUGCAACAUCAGAUUAAAAAAAGGUAUAAUUUGACAGUUUCAAUUAGUAAAUGUUUCAAGGCGCGUCGUAUCGGGUUACAAAUGGUAACGGGGGAUCAAAAAACUCAGAUUGCAAAGCUUUGGGAUUAUGAAGCAGAGCUUCGAAGAUCGAAUCCUAAUACAUCAACAGAAAUUGGAACAACGGAUGAAGAUGAUCGUGGUGAAGAAGUCUUCGACAGAUUUUAUGUUUGUUUUGAAGUUCUCCGAACAUCAUGGAAACAAUUUUGUCGACCUGUGAUUGGUUUAGAUGGAUGUUUUCUCAAGUGGGAUUUAAAAGGUGAGCUUUUAGCAGCUGUGGGGAGGGAUGCCAACAACCGCAUCUACCCUAUUGCUUGGGCAGUGGUAAGGAUAGAAUCAAACGAUACACGGGCAUGGUUUAUUCGAAAAUUGAAAUCAGAUUUAUGCCUUGGAGAUGGAGAAAAGCUAACAAUAUUGUCAGACAAACAAAAGGGUUUAUUAAAUGCUAUUGAACAAGAGCUGCCACAUGCCGAGCAUCGUAUGUGUGCCCGACACAUAUACGCCAAUUGGAAGAAAACAUUCAAGGAUAUGGAGUUAAAACUAUUUUUCUGGAAAGCUGCACAAAGUUAUCAUCAAGGUGAUUACACUCAAACUAUGGAUGCAUUGAAAGCGGUAAACCCUUUGGCGCAUGAUGCAUUAAUUCGUACAGAACCACACCAUUGGGCCAGAGCGUUUUUUAAGAAGGAGUCUCAGUGCAGAGACGUGCACAACAAUUUAUCGGAGAGCUUCAACAAAUCCAUUAGAGAUGCACGAUCGAGACCGGUGGUUGAUAUGCUCGAAGAAAUUAGAAGACAAACGAUGGCUAGAAUCGCAAAGAGAUCAAAGGAUGCUGAAAAAUGUAUUACUGAAUUUAGUCCGAAAGCAAUGUCGGAAUUAGAACAAUCGCGGGACAGAUCUAGACAUUGUUUAGUUAUCCCGAGUGGCCAUGGUAGGUAUGAGGUAUUAGAGUUUGGGAUAAGUUAUGCAGUUAACCUUAGUGGAAACAGUUGUGCUUGUCGGAAAUGGGAUUUAACCGGUAUACCGUGCCAACAUGCUCUGUCUAUCAUCAAUGAACGACAGGAAAAUAUUUCUCGAUUUAUUUCGACAUAUCAUUCUAAAGCCAAUUGGGUAGCAACAUACGCAGGUAAUAUAUUACCUGUUAAUGGGGAACCAUUAUGGAAGAAAACUCUAAAAUUCCCAAUAGGUGUCCCGGAAGAUAAAAGAAUGCCCGGUCGACCGAAAAAGUUCAAUAGAAAGAAAGAUCCACAUGAGUCUCCGAGAAAAAGUGGACAGAUGACUCGUCAUGGAAGGAAGAUUACUUGCAAGCGAUGUCAACAAGUUGGCCACAAUUCUAAAACUUGUAAGAACGAUCCAGUUCAGACAUAUGGGCCACAAAGGGGGAGAGGUAGACCAAGAAAGUUACCGUUGGAAAGUGGACAACGACAAAAUAAGAAAGGAAAAACAUCAGCGAGUAUAUCCCAAACCGCAACAAACACUGUUAGUUCUAACCAAGGUACGAUACAUCCACCACAAUCAAAUCAGACAUCACAGGUGAUACGUCCACGUCUCGGCUUCCAGUUCCAUCGUCAAGUAAACACUAGUAGGAUGUUUCAAAUGCCACGACAGGUUUUCCAAUCUAAUCCAAGACAACCAGAUGGUUCUGCGUCUAGAAAAUCGUGAAGUCAUUUUAUUUUCCAAUCCAAUCCAAGACAACCAGA